This is a messenger RNA of Sturnus vulgaris (Common starling), 2442 nucleotides long. It is a transcript of the gene IFNLR1, whose product is annotated as interferon lambda receptor 1. Lineage: Eukaryota; Metazoa; Chordata; Aves; Passeriformes; Sturnidae. Gene Ontology annotation, molecular function: protein binding; cytokine receptor activity. Gene Ontology annotation, cellular component: plasma membrane. The record is from RefSeq and is a predicted model, not a curated record. Gene Ontology annotation, biological process: cytokine-mediated signaling pathway.
UCUGGAAUUCACACAGGAAACACGGUGAGAAUGGAUCAAGGAGAGACACUUAUGACAAGUGGGAAAUUCUGCUUUGCCACGAGUGGCUGGAGGGUGGGAGCCCUGAUGGCUCUGUGCCUUCUGCAGCAGGCUCGAGGUCAUGUUCAACUCCUCCCUCCUCAAAAUGUGACCCUGCUGUCAAGGGAUUUUGCCAUGAUUUUGACCUGGGCUCCAGGGGAAGGCUCCCCCCCAGAUGUGACCUACACUGUGAGGUAUGAAAGCCAGGAUCGCCUGGACAAAUGGAUGAAGGUUCCUGAUUGCAAAAACAUCCCCAGAUCCUUUUGUAAUCUGACCUGUGCCCUCCCCAACCUCUACGUUAAAGUGCGGGCUCGGGUGAAAGCGCUUUGGGGACGGUCCCAGUCGCCCUGGGUGAAAUCCCAGUUCAAGGAUUACUACUCAGACGUGGAACUGGCUCCCCCCGUGCUGAGCCUGAACGUCAGGGAGAAUUCCAUCCAUGUGAGUGUCUCCUUCCCUCUGCCCACCUGCGUGGAGAACCUCACCUGGAAGUAUGACUUGAACCUCUGGGAAGCAGGAUCUGAAGAUAAGAAGAAAUAUGAAGGUUACUUCAGGAAGGACACAGUGACCAUCAACACCACUGCUCUGAGGGGCAAUUACUGCUUCAGUGCCAGGGCUCUCUAUGAAAGCAUCAACUUGAAGCACAGUGAAUUCUCCCAGCCUGUGUGUGUGCUAUUAAAGCACAAAGCACUGGACUGGAGGUUUCCACUUCUGGUUGUGAUCCUUCUGUUUGUCCCCCCCAUCUUUGUGGCCAGUCCCUUCAUCUGCUGCCUGGUGAAACACGAGGCCAAGCAGAGGAAGAUGCCUCAGGUUUUGGAUUUCUCUCAAUUUAAAGCUGCUGGACCAACCUUCCACUUGGAGCUCAGUGAAAAGGAAUUCUGCAGUGAUGAUCUGAACUGCACAGAGAAGCCAGUGCCUCAAAGGAGGACAAACAGAGCUUUAGGAGGACAGCACCUGCCAUGGAUGGCUUCUUUCCCAUCAUCUUCAGAGGAUGAGGAUGAGGAGGAAGAAGACAGCAGCACUUUGAUCCCAUACCAUGCAAUGGCAAAGAGACAUCUCAGCUGUCAGGCAGCCCCAGCAGCCCCAGGGGAAACCAACUUGGAUUCAGGAUCAGGAUCUGUGGACAGGGGAUCUGUGCUUGACCUCAGAGCCCUGGGCUUCACUCUCUUUGCAGAGAGGCAGGGUCAGGUGGACACCUCAGGGUCCCAGGAGGAGACAUCCCUUUAUCUCUGUUCCUCCUUGGGAAGGAUAUCCCUCACUGAUGUGAGAUUCCCAGGUGCCAGUGAGCAUGGACUCAUGGAAACAGGGAUCCAUGGAAACAUGGAGGAUGGGAACAGGGAUGAGAGGCUGGGAAUGAGCCCCCUUCAGCCCCUGCUGGGGGAGGAUUGUGCUGAACCCCAUGAGCAGCACCCACACAGGAAGGCUCCUCAAUUCUCCAGGGAUUACCAGAAAUCCAUCGUGGAUCUGCAGCUCCACAUGGGCUCCACAUCCCAGCCCAGAGAGGAUCCCAGCAGGCAGCUCCUCAUCCCCCUGUGGACACUGCAGCUGGCAGAGGAUGAGGGCAUUGCCAGUGACUGUGGCAGUGACACUUUUACAGAAGGGACACCACCCGAGUCCACAGUGCUGAGUGAUGCUUUUGAGACAUCAAAUACAGAGGAAAAAUAUUAUCCAAAGCUGCAAUUCUCAGGCUACGAGCACUCACAUUACUUGGGAAGGAUCUAAAGCACCCAGCAGGUCUGGGGAGUGCCUGGAAAAUGCUGGAGAGCUCCAGAUAUCCAAGCAAGGAUCCUUGAACGAGGACAAAAAACUGAUGUCUGGCCUAUCCAGGCAAUGGCUUUAGGGACACAAAAAAGUGCAUUUUAUUGCUAAGUCACCUCUGGACUGUCAAUGUCCCUCUGAUAAGGUGUUCAGGCUCUGGCACAGCCAGGGCUGAGGGAGGCAGGGACAUCUCUGAGGGACCACCCAGCAAAAGGCACUGCCUGGGGGUCACCUGAGACUCCAGAACAAGGGAAUUGCUGCAUGUGGGCCAUGAAAGGCAAAAGCACAACCCAGCCCUGGGUGGGACCAUCAGCUGGGGCCUGAAAAUGCAGUGUUGUGCCUGCACGUGGAUUUGGAGCAGAUUUGGAACUGCUUUGUGUCACCUUUGCUUCCCUGUAAGUGCAGAGCUUGAGUGGAAGUUCCUUACAGAGAUAUUCAGCAAGAUCUGGUUUUUGUGGGAUGAAAAGUUCUCCACCUCAUCCUGCAGAAUCACCUUCUAUGUUCCAACAGAGGGAACCGAAGCCAAAGGGUGCAGCAUGUUUGUUUAUUUAUUUUUUAUUUUAUACUUAUUGAAGCUGAAAUUCUUCCUGCUGUGCAGAAUGUCUGAAAGCAAUAAUAUUUUGAUAGAAA